Messenger RNA from Aplysia californica (California sea hare), 6843 nucleotides. Its product is annotated as protein prenyltransferase alpha subunit repeat-containing protein 1. NCBI's taxonomy places the organism in Eukaryota, Metazoa, Mollusca, Gastropoda, Aplysiida, Aplysiidae. Gene Ontology annotation, biological process: protein prenylation. The record is from RefSeq and is a predicted model, not a curated record. Gene Ontology annotation, cellular component: cytoplasm. Gene Ontology annotation, molecular function: protein prenyltransferase activity.
AGAUGAAUAUGAUAUCCUGCCUGUUUUGGAGCCCAAGCACAACAAGUGUCCCUUCAUUCUACGAGACCAUAAACUCGGUGUAGAGGCAUGGGCAGUCAAAGUUUUGCUGAAAUAUGCAGCGAAUCGCCUCAUUGGCUGGAGAGGACGCCUUUCCUCUGAGAAGUUUCUAGAUUCUAUUGAACUGUGCAAUUUGAGUCGAGCUGUGCUGCUCUUUAACCCAGACAACUAUACAGCAUGGAAUAUCAGGAAAGAACUGAUAGAGAACAGUUACCUGUCAAUCAGUGAUGACCUGAUGUUGGGAGCUCUUAUCUUGUCAAAACAUCCAAAAAGUCCGGAAACAUUUAUUCACAGGCGGUGGCUGUUCCAGCAGCUCCUGGACCACUGCUUGUCCUCCAGCUCUGGUAGCAACACAUCCUGCUCGGCCGCGGGGGCCUCAACUGACGCUGUAAACAUGGAGGCUAUAGAUGUAGACGUGAGCGCCGCGCCGGAGCCCAGGGACCACCUCAGUGGCGCCUUCUCUCUUGAGUCGAGCCGCCUGCUCAAGUCUCACACCCAGAGAGAGCUGGAGAUUUGUGGUGGCGCGGCGGACCACUACCCCUCCAACUACCACGCCUGGUCGCACCGCAUCUGGGUGGUUCAGCACUGUCUCAACAGUUCUUUGCAGGUUCUUCUGUACGAACUGAAAAUGACUGAAGAUUGGACGAGACAACACAUAUCCGACCACAGUGGCUUUCACUACAGACAGUUUCUUCUGUCGGAGAUUCACAGACAACGAGCCCGCCUCACCAGCAUGCACCAGCUUAGCUCAGCCGAUUUGUAUUCUCAGGAGAUGGCGUAUGUCUGUGAUCUGAUUGAGUCUUUCCCUGGCCAUGAAGCUCUUUGGUGUCAUAGGAGGUGUCUAUUCCAAACUGUCCUGAGGCCCGAGUUCCUAGAAGCAAAUGCCAGUACUUUGUUGCCAUCUCUGAACGGCCAUGUCCCUGCUGCUGAUCCCAUGGACACAGAUGCUACCGUGGUGCUGAGAUCGGCGGCCAUAACUCAGGAGCUGGAGCAUAUUGUCAAGACUGAAGGGAAGAAUUCUCAUAACUACCAAGAAACUCUUGCUGCAAACUAUGGGAAAUGGUUGCAGAAGCUGCUCUGACUUUGUGGCAUUUAGAUCUUUCCUUCUGUGUUGUGUGACUGUGUGUGUCUACACGAUUUAUAGAAUCUCAGGUUCAUCACUUGCUUUUCUAUUGGAAAAAUAGGGAGAGCUGGUGAUGAACAAAUGCUCUGAACAGUUUCUGCAGUGUUUUGUCUCUAUUCCUCUGCUUUUGAUAUCUCUUGUCUUAGUUUUAAGUACAACCUUAGCCGACUGUGCCACUUUUUGCUGCUUUUUGCCAUACUCCUUUAUUUGUCUCUAAUUUCAAGGGACAAUAAAGGGUGUUUCAAAACCAAAUUGCUGCCACAUAAAGUUUUUAUAAAAUUUUAUUCAACGUUGUGAGUUCUUCCCUCUUUUUCUUCUUUGUUCAGUUUUAUACCAUACUUACAGUAUAUAGCAAUGCUUUUUGACACGAUCGUAUUUCUAGAUAUAACUUUAUAGUUUCUUCUACUUUCAUCUAUUCUAUAAAUUUGAUUUGGGGGAAUUUGUUGGGCUUUAUUUUGGAAGUGCAUGUUUCCAUUUGAAGACUGUUCUUUAUCCUGAAUUAAAUUUUGCAUUUACUUUUUAAAACACAUCUGGUGAGUGUUUCCAUAACAGAAAGCAAUGUGGCUAUUGUAAAUGAUAUCCAGAAGCAUGAUUGUUGCUUCUGAGAAUGCAUCGAUAUCUUUUAUGCUCUGUUGGGAGAGUUCAUUCUGCACCUUAUUCCUCUGGUCAAGUCAGUGAAAGAUAUCUUGGUGUGAAAGAUGAUUUAAUAUUUAUCUGCCAAAACUGAGAAGGGUGGCUGGUUCACAUCCAAAGCUCAAUAAAUAGCCAGUUCUGAUCACUACCCUCUUUAAAUUUAAGUGAUCAGACACACUGCAUUUAUGCUUUUUGAUUCUCUAUAAAGGUGUCUAUUGUGCAUGUAAGUGGUCAUGGGCUAUUGUGUAUGUAAGUGAGCCUGGGAUUUUAUUGAAGGUACAUAAUAUUUGAUAAUAUAUCCAUGAACUGAUCCUUAUGCUUACAGCUAUUGUAAUGUGUGUACAAAUCAAAGUAUAAUGCUCCCAUCCUGAAAUGAACUGAAGGCUUUCAUUUUCUCAUCUUGUCAGAGUGAUAAAUUGUCUCCAUUUAAUCUUUAAAAGAAGUCAAGAGUCUUUGAUUUUUUUACCUUUUCUCCCUUGUCUUUGUUGAUAGUGUAAACAUUCAAUUUCUCUUUCUAUUUCUAUCAUUUUUUUGGUGCUGUUUUUUUCAUCUGUUGCCUAUAAGAAUGGGAACACAGAUCGACUGUGUAAAUUCUGUAGCUCUGGUGAUUUAAAUACACAAGUAUUUAUUGCUUUUUUGGUCUCUAUUUAGUAAUGUGUACCGUAGAUCUCAUUGCUGUACAAGUGCUCAUCAUUUGUAAGUGCACCUAUGUUUCUUUUUUGAAUCAUCAAUUUUAUAGGGAAUUUCAAUGAUCUGUAUUGUGAUACAAGUUUGAUAUUCUUUAUUGUUAUGUUUAUAUUUUCCUUGAAAGUCUUCCUUUGGGCUUUUGUGUUUCAAUGGCCCCCUUGACUGGGAUAGUGAGGUUUAUCCUUCUAUGUACUCAGAACCGGUGACUCAACAUAGUGUGUGCUUCAUUCUGCUUGGAUUGUGUACCAAGCUCAGUUUUUACUUUGUGUGUAAAUUAAGAAACUGAAUAUCUAGUCUUUGCCUUGUAAUGGAAAUCAUGACCUCAUCAACACAGUAUUCAUGUUAAUAUGCAUCCUCACGUUUUGUCAAAUUCGUAGCUAUCAUUCUUUUAGUAUAAAUCAAACUGCUUCUUUGUUGAAGUUAUUUUAAUAGGGUACACUUGAAGUUUUAACGAUAAUGUCAUUUUCCUUUGUUCCAAAGCUAGCAUUGUUCAGAUUUAUUGAAGUUUAGACAUUUUGAAUGCAUGUACUUGUAUAGUAACUCAUAUUUAGAUGGUUUUAUGAUAUGCGCAAAGUGAAAGUUCCACCGGCGUUGUCUGUGAUGUAGCAAUUAGAUUCUUUGCCCCGCAUGCAAGAGUGAUUUUGUUCCCUUCAUGAAGGAGAUAUUUUAUUUAGUUUGUCUGCUUUUUUGGCUCUGGGAUUAAUCUAAUACAGGCCAAAUUGGCCCCUGACAACAAUCUGCCUUCUGUGUGAUCUUGAUUGAGUUGAUGGGGAAUAUAAGACAUUUACAACAAAUUGUGAGUGAAACUUUUAAAAUGAAAUUAUUGCUUGAAGUUCAUAUGAAAAGUUUUAUCUUAAAAAAAAACUUAUACUGCCUCGUGUUCUCUUAAAAACCAUUUGCUCACUGCUGUGGCUGUGCUGAGCUCGAAAUGAAGCAAUCUAUGAAAGUUCAGGGUUUAAAUUGAAUUUGGGUUAGAUUUUUUUUCAUCUGUUUGGCAGAAUAUUUUUAUUCCUAGCCCAUUGUUCUGGUGAGGGAUAGAGUGUUCCAACUUCGUAUGUAUUGACCUGUCAUAUGAAUGUUAGAGUACUACGAGUUUCCUUGUACACCUUACUCAAUACUAUCAUGGUAACUGGACCUUGUUUUGUCUUGGUAAUGAUAAUACAAUCGAUUUCUUUUCUCUUUUAUGCCAUUUUGAUCCCUGCUUCCAAGGGCACGUUCAUGUCACAGAAUAAUGUGUUUCAAGUAGUUUUUAUUGUUUGUCAGCUUGAUUGUUGAGGAAAUUUUCAUGUUUAGUUGUUGUGGAGAUUAUUAAAUGAACCUUUUGUACAUUUUUCCUCUUUAGCGGGAGGAGCGACCCUCAGUUUGGCCGAUUUUGGGUCAAGCUAUGCAAAUUGAGAUUUUUUUUUUUAGUAGAGGUUUUGUGGCGCUCGCAACUGUUGAGAUGUUAGCUAAUUUUUAAAGAUCAAUCAGUUCUUUGUCUAAAAAUAGCAAGGAGACAAUUGAGAAAGUCUUUAUUCUCUUCGUAUAUUGCCCUUGAGAACAUGAGGGUGGGUUAAUGAUUGUUGUUUUUCUCAAAAUGCCUUUUUUUUUGGUGCAGUUUUUCCCCUACUCCUUCCUUAGCUUUCAUCCUUUUGACACGAAACUUUCAGGAAACAUAGAAUGCAAGGCGGCCAUCACAAUGUGACAGAGAGAUUUUUGCGAAAAAGUAACACUUUUUCAUUGGCAAGCGAUUUUUCGCUACCAAACUUUAGAAACGGUUUCUAUACUUUGGGAAAAUUCUUUUUUUUUCUUUUACACAAUAUCGAAAAAACACUGGCUGUUACGUUGAUAGGGACUGGUCCAGGUAUACUCUCAUCAAAUUUGGUAAAAUUUGGUUGGUAAAUAAGAAAGCCUUAUAAAUGGAUAUGAAAUUUCAAUGUUUAUUUUCAAGAUGACGACCGUUUCCCUAGCCACCGCUGUAGCCAUGCAAAAAUGAAAUUGUGUUUCAAAAGAUUUUUAUAUGCCUAAUAUAUGUGUACCUAGAUUUGAUCUCUGGCAACAAACAUAGAAAAUAGACCUCGCGGGUCUCUUCUCCCGUUAAAGGAUUUACUUUUGAAAAGUGGUCUUCACAACAAAACAGAUCGAUUCAAAUUUACAUUGUUUUAAAAACAUGUGGAAGUUACAUAUAAACUGUAAUGAUUGUUAAAACCAGACUGAUACAUGAAAAUUUGUGUAUAACUUUUGUUCCUAUUUGAAAAAAAUAAAGGAAGCUCCAUAUAUUCAUGGUAUCGUUGUGAGAGAAUUGAUGUAAACUGUAAACACACAUACAUGCUCCCCAUGAGGUAGCUUACGUCUAUAGCUGUGUGUAUUAUGAAAAAUUCACCUCAUUGUGCACCUCUGAACUCGAAAGCAUUGAUCUUUUCCUUUUAUUUGACUCUCAGUUUUGUCAGAGUAGUUAUCCUCCUUUUUAUAUCUGUCUUCCAAAGGGUUCUUUGGUGCUUUGAUUAGUGUGUAUGUUGGAACUGUGAGGCUGUAUGCCUUGCACACAAAGACAUAAGUACUGUUCUCAGUUUGGUUUCUUCAAGUAUCUCUGCCUGUCCUAUAAUGGGAUGUAUCCCACACCGCUUGAAUUGGCUGUGAAGGGGCGGGGUUGAAACAGCUGUUAACCUCUUGCACUGUCUAAAAUGAUCGAUCAAAGCAUAAAAUAUUUUGUAGGCAUCCGGCUAAAAUGUAUACUUGUCAGUGUUUUAAAAACUUUAUUCUUCUUGAAUGAAGGCUGCAGAGUAGUAAUUAUUCACAAUGUAUGUAUGGGUAAUUUCAAGCACCUCUGUGAACUGAAUUAAUUCUGUUUCCUCCAGUUUCUCAGUUUCUUAUGUGAUCUGAUUCUGUGUUCACAGUGGAGUGCUUUGACAGAAUUGCUUUUUCUCCGACUUUUUCAUCAGUCCAGUGCCAUUUUUCUUAUUUCAUAACAAGAUUCUUUCAGAUGCACAGCGUCAUGCAUUUUCAGUGCAAAAUGAUUUGCUUUUAUUUUUGUCUUAAAGUCAUAGUGUUUGAACAGAUGCACCUUUGUUAAGGUUGUGCAUUUUCUUUUACCUCAGUGGUUUAGUAAUGACUUGAUUAUAUUACUAUUUCAAAACCUGUCCUGAGUGUAUGUGUCCCUGUGAAUGAUUCAUUUGACUGUUCAGUUCAAGAAACCCAUUUGUCACAUUUUUUAAAAACCUUUUUUUUUUGCUUUCCCAUGGCCAGAGAUCUUUUUCUGUCACAUACCUUUUUGAUGUGAGGAUUGGGCUGUAAACAACUUAUUUAUAGACCAAUCCUCACAUCGGUGUUAAGGAGAAAGAUCAGCGGCUAUGGAAAAGCAAAAAAAAAAAAGUUGAUAUUAGAAAAAUGUGGCUUACAGGUUUCCUGAACUGAACCUUUGAAUUGAAGUCAUGGAAUGUUAGUGAGCUGUGGUUACACUUUAUGAUGCGCUUUUAUUGCUUUACCUGAAUAUCAAAACAGACUGAGAUGAGAUUUUAUUUCAUUCAUGUGUUGAUGAGAUUCUGUUCUAUCCAUGCAUUAUUUUCAAAAGGGUUUCCAUCUCAGGUUUCUUAGAGCAGUUUUUGUAAUUGAUGUUAGGAGAUUGUCAUAUGCGUCUGUCAGUUUUCUGUUUUGGGAUUGUUAUAUGCAUCGGAAUACAGACUUCUCGUAUUGUGAAACCUGUUGUGAUCUUAAUUGAUGCUUUAGUCUUCUCUCAUUCCUGUCCUGCCUUUCUUUUCAACAAUAAUGUCUAGACAGGAUGAACAGAGGGUAAAGUAAAAGAAUAAAAUAUCUGUAAAAUGUGAGACCUAGUUUUGGUCAUCUGUGACCUUUGCUGUAGAAUCAGAGGGCUCUGGUGACAAAAACCCAAGUUAAAAAUUUUCUUUUACUUCAAACUUGUUGAUUUCCUUACUUGACUUGACAGUGCUGUGAAAGACAUUUGUCACAUCUGCUAAAAAUUGAAUUCCUUCCAAGACUCCGAAUGUAUCUUUCUUGAAACUAUGAUUUUUUCCAGAUGUGUCCUUUUUGAUUUUGCCUGCAAAAUGGAGACAUUGUUUUCUGUUGUAUGUGUGUCUUGGUUUUAAAGUAAAAUGCACAUAUUUGACACUUUUAAAGAUAAUGCACAUUAAUGCCGGUGAUGCUAGAGUCAUGUUGUGCAUAUAUGUUGCUGACAUUGUCUUGAAAUUAAGAUUGUAUGCAACCACUUGAGGUAAAAGAUUCUUUUUCCCCAUGUACAUAUUGUACCAGUAGUGACCCUGUUUGGGUUGUUAUUAGAUAGUCUGUUUAUAAUAUUGUUAUUUGUACAUAGAAAUUCAUUCUAAACAUAAAAGAAGGCAUAAAGUUAC